Messenger RNA from Danaus plexippus (monarch butterfly), 782 nucleotides. RefSeq lists its product as uncharacterized. The coding region runs from base 86 to 490 and encodes 134 amino acids. Lineage: Eukaryota; Metazoa; Arthropoda; Insecta; Lepidoptera; Nymphalidae. The record is from RefSeq and is a predicted model, not a curated record. The transcript has 5 exons.
GUAGAGGUCUGAAGAGUGCACGUCAUUUGAGUCCUGACCGUCGUUGGACACAGGUACUGGUGUGUCUCCGAGUCCAGCCUUGAUCAUGUGGCGCGGACUCUGCGCGACGCUGUUCUGCGCUGUCCUCAUCGGCGCUGACUCCUUCAAAAGAGCCGAGAUGUCUCCGUCACCUUUCCUCCUGAGCUCGCGCUACGGUCGUUCUCCCCAACGUAUGAUGGCACCACGAAACGACAGAUUUUUCAUGAGUGGUCGUUACGGGAAACGUGCAGAGCUGGCGAAUGAGAGAGACAACACAUACGACAUCAGCGAAAUAAUUAAUACGAACGAAAGAGACAGAUAUAGAGCUGGUGGCAGGGACAGGGAGAGACAGGAAAUAUUGCGUAAAUGGGAACCAAAUUGCGACUGCCUCCAGUACCAACGAUCAGGCUUGUUCCAGAACUAUUAUAAAAGGAGACCGGAAACCCUGGAAUUCGCGACGGAAGAUAACUAAGCUGACUUGUAUGAAAAAAAAAACAAGAAUCCCACAACAGCCUGUACAACUAUUCAAGUAUAAAACAUGUUUAUUCUUAUCUUCUACUGAAACAAAAUCUCGAUUCUUCAACGAUUCAUUAUAAUCUUUAAUAUUAAUAUAAUAAAAUAUUUAAAAUUGUUAUUAACAGAAAUUAGAGCUCGCCGCUAAGUUUCGCAAAAAUGUGGGACAGAAUAAGACAGGGUGGAAAUUCAAUUUGAAACUAAUUUCGGUUAAGAAUAAUGAGUUGUUUAAAAAAGUUCACUAUGUUUGA